ACUAGCUCCGCCUGAACACAAGUCUGAAGGAUGGUCGAAUACUAGCACUUGCGAGUACUUCUCUGUCGAAAUCAUUACCCAUAACAGCAAAGUAAAAUUUAUGUCAGGGAAAUAAAAUAUUAACCGCACUUGUUCACUGGUUCAGUGAUUGCCUUCAUGAAUAUGUUCAAUUUCGGACACAGCGACCAGAUAUUCGAAUUGGAUAAACAUCGAUGAAUUUGAAUUUUAUGGAAUGAUGGUCGUAAAAGAUUUAUUUUAUCUUGAAAGGCGAAUAGAAAGGGUGGUUGGCGUAGGGUGGCAGUUUUCACGCCGUGUUUGCUGAAACUGGAGGUGUUUUUGACCCGGAGGAAUCCUGCCGAGUGGGUGAACCUCCCACUCUGACGUCGAUGAGUAACAGGUGCAGGAAUGUUCCUGGGCUUCGAGUGAAGCAGAAGCGGCAGAAGUGGAGGAUGUGAAUUCUCAGAGAGAGGAUGGAAAGCUGGCUGCUUGCUCUUUGCACGCUCCUUGCCAUGUCUACGGGGAGGCUCAGGACGUCAGGCGCUGGUGCUAACAACGUGACCAGCUGGUAUCGUGGAUGCUAUAAUUAUACAAAUUUAGCACCUUCAAAACAAAUGUUUCAGACAUCAAAAUUGAUUGAACCUGCUAUAUGUGCAAAGUAUUGUCUUCAGGAAAGCUUUGAUUUAACUGUGCUCUUAAGUGAGACUGACUGUUUCUGCAUCAAUGAAUCCAAAACAUUCUGGACAUUAAGUAACUACCAUUCUGCUCACAGCAAUGAUAAUUUGCUAAACAGCAACUCGUCUAGAACUGGCAACUUCACCAGCAGAGAUAAGUUCUCCUUCAGCACAGGAUGCAUCAGCAGGUGUAAUGGCUUUGUUUGUUUGUCAUAUGGAGACAAAGAAGGUAAAAUGGCUGUGUAUCAAGCAGUUGGGCCUUACAUAAGGAACCUCAGUCUCACACUCAUUGCGGACCAAGUACAAACAAAUGAACCAUUCAUGCUGGAAGUCUGUGGGUAUCUGGCUGGUCCUGCAGAAAGUGCAAACAGUGCAGGAACUCUCAUUGCAGUUAACCUAUCUUAUGCAUUGGUGAAAAUUCAUUGGGAUCGUGUAAAUUACAGCAGCCAGAAUGUUACUGUAAUCUCGAAUGGAUUUUUUUCUUACUCUCCUGUUUGGAACUAUACUGAGCCUGGAAAAUAUUUAAUAACUGUACUUGCAGACAAUCAAAUUUCUCGGGAAGAGAAAAACAUCAGCGUUGUGGUUCUGGAUCCUGCACCCACUGCACUUGAGGUGAAGCUCAUACAAAUGACGGAGCAGAUUCCAUCCUGUAUUCCAUUUGACGUUGAUGAAAUGGAUCCACUUGAGAAGGUUUUCAAAGGAGUUGCCUAUAGCUUUGAGGCCUUUGUGGCGAUGGGGAUUGAUUUGAACUUCUACUGGUAUUUCAGUGAUGACAACAGCACCCAUUCUUCAACCAACCUGCAAAAUUGCAGUGAAUUUCAACAAAUGGAUUGUCUUUUGGAUACAGUGAGUCACACAUUUCAGCAUGAAGGAAUCCAUCAAGUGACUGUGAAUGUGUCAAACAGAUAUGACUGGAUACAGAAAACCAUUUAUGUGGCUGUUGUUAAGGAAUCACUCUCAAGCCUAACAUUUCAGCCAAGAAGGGGUUACCAUGUUGCUGUUGGUGAAAACCUAACAUUAGAAUUGGAACUGUUUACUACAAUUCGCCAAUUAUUAGUCUUUGACAUUACAUUUGAAACAGGAAUGACUCAUCGCCAUACACUGAGUGACCAUUCACCAGCAGUUUGAAAGGCGAUCUCAUCUGCAACUGAUGGAAGA
Molecule: messenger RNA, 1829 nt
Organism: Amblyraja radiata (thorny skate)
Lineage: Eukaryota; Metazoa; Chordata; Chondrichthyes; Rajiformes; Rajidae
Exons: 8
Coding region: 471-1799 (442 amino acids)
Source: RefSeq, a predicted model, not a curated record